UUUAACGUCUUCUUUUGACGAAUUUACAGCUCGAAUGGGAAUUUACCAGGUGCUUAAUGGUGUAAAUUUUUCGGGUCGAAAAUAUUUCCAAAGAUAUCUGAACAUACACAUAUGUAUUAUGAAGUCUGCAGAGAAGCGUUUUAUUUAAUCUUGAAAAUAUCUUGAAAAAAUAUUAAUAUAUAAAUAUAUAUGAAUAAUAAUAUAUGAAAAUUAUUUCAAAUAGAGGAUUAUAAAGACAUGGUAAUGAAAAAUCUAGGAUAUAAAAACAGCCGUUAAAGAAAUAUCUAAAAGAUAUGGUAUUUCCUAAACAUAUUUAUUGUAGUUCCACAUCAGAUAAUGGAAGUCUGAAAUUAGCGAAGUUUGGCUUCUUCACUUGUAUGUUUUUGACUGUUUUUGGUUAUCAAUCACUAGCGUGGAUAGAUGAGUUGGGUGAAAAAGUGGCGUAUGAUAAAAGAUUGAGGCCAAAUCACCUUGGUGGUCCAGUAAACAUAACUGAACAGAUCUACAUUAUCUCACUUGGUCCACUGGAUGAGCAAACCUUCACGUACGAAUUAGACUUUUAUCAUCGACAAUGGUGGCAUGAUCCACGUUUGAAACGCAACAAUACACACAAGGAUAUCACCUAUGAUCGACCUCCACGACAUCUGUUCUGGAUUCCUCAUGUCGCCAUCUUGAAUGCUAAGAAAACGAAGAAGGACGUGGAUUCGGUCAGGACUGUUAUUUCAGCAACAGGAGAUAUUUACGUUAGCCAAAGAAUCCAAGCUAUCUGCACAUGCGUAAUGGAUUUACAUUAUUUUCCAUUUGACACGCAACAUUGCCCAUUCAUAAUGGAAAAUUUUGCAUUCUCCAAUGAUGAUGUGAGACUAACUUGGGAAAAAAAUGCUGGUGUACACGACAACAAGCUACAACUAUCUGGCUACUCUCUCACGAGGAUCGCACAAAGAGAAUUUGUUAAUAACUACACAUUAAAAGGCCAAAACUUGUAUUACGACCGCUUGGAAGUACAUUUUAUUGUCAAGCGCACUUUUGUUUACUUUGUGCACCGUGCAUACAUACCCACAAUUGUACUGAUGGUAUUCAACAUGGGUGCAUACUGGGUGCCUCCAUCUGCAGUGCCAGCUCGAAUGACUCUAAUUGUCACUACAUUAUUGGCUAUAGUUGUCAUUUUACAAAGUGUUACAGAACAGACCGUGAAAGUACCAUACACAACACCAAUGCAGCUAUUUCUUAUUGUUAAUGUCUUGUUUAUUGUUAUCGCUGUCAUGGAAACGCUUUUGGUAUUGUACUUGAAAAAUAGAAAACACGAACAGGAGAAAGCAAAAUUGAAAACUGAAAGGGAAGAGUGUAACACAGAAGGGUGCGAGGAUGAAAAAAACGAAACAAAAAGCAUACCUAUGGACGGCUACAGUAUGCUGUUCGAUUCUACAGUGUUAGUCAAAUGGUUAGAACGAAAACGAGAGGCUAAGUUAGAGUAUCAUGUCGUUGACAGGUUUUGCCAAUACGCAGUACCUGGAAUGUACAUUUUGUUUUGCUGCAUAUACUUCAUUAACUACAUUUCAUUUGGAAAUGGUCAGGAUGAGUACUGGAAUUAGUGAUUAUUAUUUUAAGUAAAACAAGAAAUGAUCUUGGUUGUGAACGACUCCACGAACAAACAGAGUUACAACACUGGAUACAAUAAUAUUAUUGGAAAGCAACGUGCCAUUUAAGGCGUGCUGACGCCAGCAAAAAAAUAGUAGCUUUUAAGAUUUUGGAACUAACUGAAUAACCGAAUAGCCUAAAUUUUAAAGUCGCCCUGAGCAACGAAAAGUUCAGCGCAGGUGUCACUUGCGUCGUUAGAAAAGACAAUCUUAAUGCUUGUGGUUACCUAGUAGUUACGAACUUCGAAAUCUAUGAAACGCCGGAACUGCCAAAAGUGUUUUCAAUUAUAGCACACUUUACAGUUCAAGUGUGCUUUUGUCUUUUUCUAGCCGAAUUUUUUUACGUGGUAGUGAUAUCAUUACAUAGUAGUCACAUGCUGUUACGUGGCGGUGACAUGUCGUUGAGUUGCGAUAAUAUAUCGUUACGUGGUGGCAGUUUUGGCGUUCCAUAGAAAUCUUAGUCUCCUUACUACUUGCUUAUUUCUACGGUUGUAGAUUGUUUCCCUUGUAUUUCAAUGCAAAUCUAAAUUAUAAACUACGUUAAUUAUGAGAACUAUUUUUUGAUUCUGUUUAUGUCUCAUUACUUCUACUUUUAAUAAUCUCUAUAAUAAUAGCCGUAUUGUGUCUGUUCAAAAGGGUUACCGAUUUUCCUUUGAUCUUUCCGCAAUUUUUUAGAAACCAGGGGGUUGUUUAAUUGGAAAUCUUAUGAUUGAUCAAAAUAAAUUACAGAAAAUAAUUUAUUUCCUUACAUAAUUUUAAUUAAUUUAAUUGAUAAACCUCUAAUUCAAAAAACAAAUUAAGUGAUUAAAAUAAAUUCAUUAUUUUAAUGCGCCAUUUUUAAUAAUAACUUACCCCCGUGACCUUAAUCGCCGAUACCGCUCAGGACCCACAGAAAACAAAUAGGAUGGUUUUACUGACAGUUUAACUGACAUUGUUUUGACCGCUUGCACGUGUAUACCAAUCAAAACGCCUCAUUCUUUGAAAAACCAAUCCAAGACUUUCGCGGCCUAGACAUGCCAACAAAGAAACAUGAUGGCCAUUUUAGUUUUUAAAAAGUAAUGGUGGUCAGUGUUGUUUCUAAGUCUGUUUCACCUUUUUGUCUUCUAUAAGCUUUUUAUAUUUGUAAUAUUUGUUUUUUUUAUGUUCUAAAAUGUGAAGAUAAAUAUAUUGUCACGUUUUUUAGCUACGUACAGAUCUUAAACGCACCAGUUUUAGGGUUUUUGGCUAGGUACGAAUAUUUUGAAGACUAGCUAGCUAAUAGCCUUACUUUUUACUAAUUUUGUUUGGUAUAGGAGGUUUUUCUCCAACCCAACAUCUAUUUUUAUGUCGAGGAUGUAGCCACUUAGCUAGCUCAUAUAUUUACCUAAAAAGUGAGAGUAUAAAAAUUCAGUUUGGCUAUCAAUAUCGCAAUAUUCUCAGCAAUAAAUCUUAUGCUAAAUGCAGUUUAGCUAGGUAGCUACAUCUUUAAUUAUUUUCCUUGAAAAAUUUUUUGCAAAUAAAAUGGCUGAGUAAUUGCUUUAGCUGGAGGGGUAACGACAGGCUGUUUCAUGUGUUGUCAUUUAAACCGAAGUUGUGAUAAAGUUUUUUUGGCGAAGGGUACUGUUUAAGUCUGUUUAACUGUACUAAGCGGUUAGCUCAGUGUUAACAAUAGCCUUUUUUUUGAAAAAGGCUGUUACGCCUAUACGGGUCAGGGGCGGAUCUAGGAUUUUUUUCUGGUUAGGCAAAAUUUCAUAGAUUUUUUGGCAAAGUAAUGUCAAGGGUUGUGGUGUUGUACGAGGUAAAUCGGCCGUUUUGUGUUUUUGCUGUAAAAGGAACUAAAAUUUUCCCAAAAGUAAGGUUUUUAGUUAUUAAGAAUCCUUCUAGAUUAGAAACGAAAGUUUCUUUAUAGCCAAACAAAUAACAGUAACCCCCGUAGUUUUACCACUUUAUCCUUGUUAAAACAUGCGGAUGGAAAAUGCGUCUGGUUAGCAAAUUCGAUUUGAAACAGGGUUAGCGUUUCCAUAAUUUCUUUGAAUCACAUAUUGGUAUUAAGUAUCUUAGCAUCUUUUUUCGUUUUGCGCACAUAAUACGAGUACAAGUAAUAAGUUGGGGAUUUGCUUCAUUUCAAAACAUGCAAUAAGUCUAAUAACUAACAAUACAACAAAAAAUUACAUUACAAGACAAUUUUAGGAAUAGAUAGUCAACAGUAGUGCAACGUAGAAAUAUUGUUUGGAAAAUUAUAGUCUGUGGUAACAACCUGCAAAUGCACAAAGAAAACCAGCAUAUAAAAGAAUGAAAGAUUUCCAGUUAGACUUACAGUGUAAGAUCGCAACAUAUAAUAAACGUGUACAAAAAGUAUAUAGUAAUCACCUCUUCAUGAAGUUAAUACAGUUUAGCAUUAGGGUUACUGGUGUAGUUUUGCACCAAUUUCUAUUAAGCAUUAAUUUUAAUGCUAUGAAAUUCCCACAAGAGAAAGGCAGUUUAUUAAGCCAGAAAAGAGUUAGAAAU
Messenger RNA from Hydractinia symbiolongicarpus, 4124 nucleotides. Its product is annotated as glycine receptor subunit beta-like. Gene Ontology annotation, biological process: signal transduction; chloride transmembrane transport; nervous system process. The record is from RefSeq and is a predicted model, not a curated record. Gene Ontology annotation, molecular function: chloride channel activity; neurotransmitter receptor activity; transmembrane signaling receptor activity. NCBI's taxonomy places the organism in Eukaryota, Metazoa, Cnidaria, Hydrozoa, Anthoathecata, Hydractiniidae. Gene Ontology annotation, cellular component: synapse; membrane; neuron projection. The transcript has 7 exons. The coding region runs from base 294 to 1592 and encodes 432 amino acids.